Molecule: messenger RNA, 2339 nt
Organism: Suillus fuscotomentosus
Lineage: Eukaryota; Fungi; Basidiomycota; Agaricomycetes; Boletales; Suillaceae
Product: Aldehyde/histidinol dehydrogenase
Exons: 11
Coding region: 72-1967 (631 amino acids)
Molecular function (GO): aldehyde dehydrogenase (NAD+) activity
Source: RefSeq, a predicted model, not a curated record
CUGUCUUUAUAUUUCGAACGCGUUGGUUUGGGGUUUUGAAUUCUUCUUGGUUCUGCGCUGUCGUCGCAGAAAUGCACUCGCUUUUCUAUGUCUUAUUCCAUCCGCUAAACACGCUCAACUUAUGGCUCGAAGACGAUCCGAAUGCCAGCAUCGUCGAUGUAUUAUACCUCUUCACCACGUUUUCAGCAUUUGGUAUAUGGCUGGUGUUUGACAGAUACCAGAAAGCGGUCAACAGCGCAGUGCCUUUCCACCAUCCUGCUCCAGAGGCGGCAGACCCCAGCUGGGACUCUCGUGUGAUACCCAAUGCCAACCUACGCUCGCAUCUCCAGAUGCCCGACCUCCUUCCUCUCCAAUUUGGAGGAGGUGGACGCGAAUAUAUUACGUGUUUUGACCCCGCUAACAACCUGCACCUCACUUCCGCUCUCGCGGAUGAUGCACGAUCAAUCGAGGCUAAGAUCAAACGCGCGAAAAAUGCACAGGUUAAGUGGUGCGAGACGUCAUUUGGCGAGCGGAGACGCGUCAUGCGCAGCUUACUGAAGUGGCUCGUGGAGAACCAGGAGUUAUGUGCGCGGAUCGCGUGCCGCGACUCAGGAAAGACAAUGAUUGACGCGGCUUUGGGCGAGAUAUUGUCGACGUGCUCAAAGCUAGAGUGGUUGAUUAACCAUGGCGAACGCGCUCUUCGAACGGAAACAAGAUAUUCGAAUUUGAUGAUGAGUUACAAGAAAUCACAGGUCAUUUACGAGCCGAAAGGUGUGGUGGCUGCUAUCGUAUCAUGGAACUACCCUCUUCAUAAUGCUUGGUCACCAAUUGUCGCAUCUAUUUUUGCCGGAAACGCCAUCGUACUUAAGGCAUCUGAACAUGUUAUUUGGUCUACGGAAUGGUUUGUUGGCGCUAUUCACAAGUGCCUAGAGGUUCUCGGAUACGACGCUGAUAUCGUGCAGACUGUUUGCUGUUGGCCUGAUCAGGCUGAAGCAUUGACCAAGUCACCUCUUAUUAAGCACAUUACCUUUAUUGGCUCAGAGGAAAUCGGAAGAAAGGUCGCCAUGGCUGCCACUGAACACCUGACGCCCGUUACUCUCGAGCUUGGUGGAAAGGACCCUGCUAUCAUUCUACCAGACACGGACCUCCAGAAAUGGUCUAGUAUCUGGAUGCGUGGUAUAUUUCAAAAUUCAGGUCAGAACUGCAUCGGUAUUGAGCGUCUCAUUGUGCACUCUAAACAAUACGAUGAAUUAUUCGAUAUCUUGACGGAGCGCGUCGCUAAGUUGCGCUUUGGGUCUGUGUUGGCGCCUACUCGCGAGGGCUACAUCAACACCGUGGAUUGUGGUUCUAUGAUCAGCAAUGAUAGAUUUAAUGUGCUUGAGGAGCUAGUAUUCCAGGCGCAGGAAGAUGGCGCAAGAGUCGAUAUCGGCGGGAAAGAGCUUUUGCAUACGUCGUGCCAGGGAAAAUCAUUCUUCCAGGCAACGGUGGUAGGUGAUGCCAAACCCAGCUCGCGAAUUGCACAGGUGGAAUUGUUUGCCCCAAUUGCGCUGCUCAUUCGUUAUGAUGAUAUUGAUGAUGCAAUCACUAUCGCGAAUGGAACGCGGUACGGACUUGGCGCCAGCGUCUUUGGACCUCAUCAAGACCUGUGUAUUGAAGUCGCAAAGGAGCUUCAUUGUGGUAUGGUAUCUGUCAAUGACUUUGGGGUGUACUAUCUCAACCAAGAUCUGCCAUUUGGAGGUACUAAAUCUAGUGGAUACGGACGGUUCGGUGGCAGUGAAGGGCUUCGUUCACUGACGAACCCUAAAGCAAUUGUCACCGACCGCUGGCCAUCGUUUGUGCAAACCACUAUACCCAAAGUGCUGGACUAUCCCAUACGCUCACUCGUGCGGAGCUGGGACUUCGUCCAUGGUUUGACUAUGCUGUUAUACGCUGAUGGAUAUCGUGCGCGGUUCAAUGGGUUGUUGCAACUUACGAAAGCUCGCCGAUGAUCUAUGGAAGUAUUGCUAUGCUCCGUACACCGGGCACUGAAUUGUAUUUUUUUGCGGGGUAGCAGUCUACGUAACUUAUGGGCCUGACUCCGUAAGAGAAUCCCACCAGCAGCUUGCAUCGCUGUCUAGUGAGAUUCCAUGAUUGAGUUCAGCUCCACUGCAGACUGAUUCUAAUGGUUGGUAUUGUAGAGGAAUAUAAUGCACAAUGCGAUAUGUGGGUGACUCGCGCUUGGUGGGAUUCGUCGGCCAGAAUACCGCGGAGAUUUUAAGCGUAUAUGGCAAGCGAUUCUCGUUCCGAAACGUUAUGGUUCUUCACCCACGUGUAGUUUCAACCGUAUUCUGUAGCGGUCCUUUGAUUGGUUUCUCUGCUCG